Molecule: messenger RNA, 2303 nt
Organism: Thamnophis sirtalis
Lineage: Eukaryota; Metazoa; Chordata; Lepidosauria; Squamata; Natricidae
Source: RefSeq, a predicted model, not a curated record
ACGGGGAAAGCGGAAGACGGGAGAAUUCUGGGCAGGUCAACAAGGAAACGCCGCUUUCGCAUAUCAAACACAGGAAGCUCGCGGGAGCCUUCGAGCUGUUCGGUGUGUAGUUCCAUGAGGGAAGACCACGAAGCGGCCGAAGAUCUUUUCUGACUGGGAGUAUCUCGGUGGAAGUCUUGAUUAUGGACUUAAAAGGAUCCUCAUGCAUUGCAGCUCCCACGUCAAGAUGCUUCUCUUUAGAGAAUUCCCGAUAAUUAUGGAUCCAAACUUGUUACGAGAACGAGAACUUUUCAAAAAACGAGCCCUCUGUACACCUGCUGUAGAGAAACGUCCAGCACCUUCUUCUGAUUCCUCAUCUUCUAAAAAAAAGAAAGCCAAAGUAGAACAGAGUGGUUCAUCAAGUUCAAAACCAAAUACAGACCACAGCAAUGGAACUUUUAAUUUGAAAGCUCUUUCUGGAGGCGCUGGCUACAAGUUUGGAGUGCUUGCAAAGAUAGUGAACUAUAUGAAGACUCGACAUCAACGUGGUGAUACCCAUCCAUUAACUCUAGAAGAAAUAUUAGAUGAAACACAGCACUUAGACAUUGGACUGAAACAGAAACAGUGGUUAAUGAGCGAGGCCCUUGUCAGCAAUCCUAAAAUAGAAGUUAUAGAUGGGAAAUAUGCCUUCAAGCCUAAGUAUAACUUAAAAGAUAAAAAGGCUCUGUUGAGGCUUUUGGAUAAGCAUGAUCAACGAGGAUUAGGAGGAAUACUUUUGGAAGAUAUUGAGGAAGGUCUUCCUAAUGCACAAAAAGCAAUUAAGGUAAGCAAUACUUAUCAUUGCAUCUUUCAAGUUUGGAUGUCAGUUGAACAGUAUAAUUAUGAAAGGAAACUAAUUAGUAUUCAUUUUGGGAUUUUAGAAUUUCAAAAACUUUGGAGGAGUGUUCCUGUGGAUUCUAUGGAUGAAGAGAAGAUAGAAGACUAUCUGAAACGCCAGGGUAUUUCCUCUAUGCAAGACGUAGGCCCAAAGAAAUUAGUUCCUAUCCAGAAAAGGAAGAAGCCAGCAUCUCAGAAGAAACGGAGGUUCAAAACUCACAAUGAUCAUUUGGCUGGUGUAUUGAAGGAUUAUUCUGAUGUAGCUCCUGGCAAAUAAAUUGGUCUUCUGAACUGAAUUGUUAUGUUGAUGUAGAUGCUUAGGACACAGAUGUCCUUUGUAUAUCUGAUGUGGUUCUUUCCUCUUCCAUUUCUGUAGCAGGUGAAAAGUAACAACUUUUGGGAUCAAGAAUAAAUUAUUAUAAGCUUGGAUCAGAGCCAUUCAUUAUCAGUAGACUUCUGAUAUUGGGGUUGAAAUGUAUUUAGCAUGUAAUGCUGAUAUUCAUGUUCAUCAGUUAAAAUUUCUUUGAAGAAUUCUUUGGUAUUCUAUUGGAAUUUUAUUAAGAUGGGCUAACCUAGAUAAAUCUGAGAUUUUUGAUGUCAAGAAAAGAUGUUUAUCAUAAAAUCAUUUUUAAAAGUUGAAGAUUUUUUUUACAUGUUUUCCAUGCCUUUUGACUGAAUAGCAGCUAAAAGUGACACUCCGUUUAGAUAUAUACAUUUAUUAUUUUAGAUGAAGCUUUUAUUUAGAAAUGUAAACUCUUUUUUUAUACUUAUUUCCCCCCCACAAAGUGACAUUUCUUGUAUUAUCCUGAAGUUUCCAUUUGAAUUUUCAAGUCUAUUUCAGUUGGUUGUUUCUGCAGGUACUAGUUACAUCAUGGUGCCCAUGCAACAUCUUCAAAAUUGUGUUAACAUUCCAUUUAUGUCAGGAAUCCUUGAGCUGAAAUAUAUCUCCAAAUAAAUCAUGAACCUGUUACAAGAAAACACAGGAUUUGCAAUGGUCUUCCCAGUUCCAAGAUAUUAUUAAAAAUCUGUGGGGAGAUCUCAAAGUACAAUGCAGGCCAAGAAGUCUCAGAAUGAUUCUGAGUUGGAAGAGUUCUGUUAAUGAAGUAUGAGAAUCAGUUCCAAAAGCAAAGCUAGAAUGACUCAGCUGACUACAGAAGAUGUCUGCCAAAGGAGGUAUUACAAAGUACUGCCUGAAAGAGUAUCCAAACCUCUGCCCCUGCAUAUCUUCUUACCUUGAAUCUUUUAAUAAUUGCACGUAAAUUGUUAAGUAUGCAUUUUAAUUUGUAGAACACUGUUGUGUGUAGUUUUGUAUCAUGUAGAAAUUUUGCCAUUUUCUGUUGCUUAAGGAUUUAUUGAAGUGUACAUUUUGACCAAGGGUGCCUAACUUUUGCACACAAGUGUAUUUGUAUUGUUUGUGAGUUACUUUAGAAUUAAAAAAAAAUUGAGAC